UCUCUCUCUCUCUCUCUCUCUUUCUUUCUUUGGAUUCGUUCUAAUAUCUCCUUGUCUUCCUUUUCGUGGACCUUCUUCAGCGCGUAUCGGUGCUCGUGAUACUUCCGCUCGGGCUCCUCUACAGCUGGUGCUGGAGUUAUGGCUGAUCUUGGAGCCUGUACGAUAUGUUCAUGACCUUUCACAAGAGAACCUACUCAUACGUGUCUUGGAUCAUCGCGAGUUCUCUUGGCAUUCCUGUCGCGGCGACGCUCCCGCCGCAGCUUCAAAGCGCAGUCCCUGUGUGCGCUCAGUUCUGUCUCACGGUUUUCAUAGAGGAAGAGUUCUCCGGCAUUUGCAACGAGCCCACUACGUUAGAUUGCCUGUGUACGCACGUUGGGUAUAAGGGAUAUGCAUUGGCAGAUCGGAUCACUCUCUGCAUCGAAUCGGCCAACUGUACAGGAUUUCCACAAACUAAUAUUGCCCCGGUAGCAGCUGUGUGUACUCUGGUUCCGGGAGGCAUCACGACCACGCAUACGAGCACCGCAACACUAACAUCAAUAAUUGCUUUGUCCACGACCGCUAGUGCAGCAAAUAGCACUAGUGCCCGCGCGACUUUCACAUCUACUUUUUCUCAGCCACCGUCUUCUGCGACGGGAAUGGCACAGGUCUCUGCCAGCGCCGGGCCUGACGGGGUGUCCAUGUCCGGUAAGGUAAGCCUCACGAUGGCACAGAUUGCGGGUAUCACCAUCGCCGCUGUGGCGUUGCUCAUUCUCACGGUCGGCGUCUUCUCGUGCAUCUUCUUCGUGAGAAAACGCAACAGAAGACUGGAGAUGGAGGACCACAAGAUCCUGACGCAGAGCACGCCAAAAUCACCGGACAUGCAGGACAUGUACUUUCCGCCGCCUCCGUUGAGCCCCAACCGUAGGAGCAGGGGCAGUGGGAGAUUCAGCAUGAUGCUGCGCUCAAAGUCUGGAAACUCCAGCGAAGAGGAACAAAGAGUGCAGCCGCCGGCCACAACGCUGCAGCAAAGGACGUGGCCGCGUUACUAUCCCAUCAUGCCGGACGAGGGGAUUGGCAUAGCCACCACGACAAGUUAUCCACAGCCGGUCGCGCCCGUCCAGCAAGCCCCGUACAUUCCUGCGCCGACUCCUUCACCAAUGCCAGCACCUGUCCCCUUCCCAGCCGCUACGACGUCGCAGCAUGCAGUUUCGAGGAGCUCUUCAACAGCCACCCUGCCGUCAUAUCAGCCUCACAGCUCUUACAAUGCAGGAAUAUCUAAACCUCAGCCACCGGCUCCUGCAUACAUACAGAGCCAGAGAAGCUCCUCGAAGAGCAGUCAAGGGACCGGCCAACUUUUGAGCAAGUCAAGACAGUCCAACGCGUUCAGCGUAAUGACAGAUAUCGAGGAAGGAGAGCAGAUAAGCUCCAGCGAAGCUAGUCAGGGUGAAAUCGCGGAGAACUCAAGCUGUGAAACCGCAUCAAAUUCGUCAAAGGCCGCGUCCACGGCGACAAAGAAAGCGAGGAGGCCGACGCUGACCAUAAACAUACCGGGCCAAGCACCGAGAAACCCAAGCCUGCCACCUCCUCCUCCGGAACAGGGCCCUCCGACAAAGGCAGCCAUGGCUCUCCCGGGUCCGCCACCUCAGCAGACUCUGCCAAAGCAACCCAACCUGAAAAUUGCGACGUCAAGCAACCAGCAACAACCGUCGCUACGGCGGGCUCCCAGUACGAGCUCAGCGCCUAUGCUGCAGGAAUUGGCAGCGAGAGCUUCGGUAAGGUCUGCUUCGCGCCCAAAGCAGACAGGGUCAGCAGCGACUGCAAAGCUUAUGCAAACUACUUUAUCUCGACCCCCAUUGCUCCGCGACGAACACGUGCGGAAGAUUCCAAACUCGCCUACAGAGAUCCUAGCAGCUGCUUCCUCGUAUGCGCAAGCGAGAGGCCCAGCGUCGGAAUCGAAAAGUAGAGAAUCUGCAAGUAGUGCUGCACUUCCUAAAUCAGACCACACGGCAGGAGGCGCCUCUCUCACGUCGGAUUGCGAGCGUCACACGUCUAGCCGGUCGAAUUCGAGCGGAAGACGGCCGUCAAGAGGACCGUCAAGAAAUAGCCGAAGAGGCUCCGACGCAUCGGUAACGUCAUUUGAAGACGAGGGCGAGGAUUCCGAAGAUGAGACGCCACCGGAAACGAAUAAGAGACUGUCGCCCGUCACAGAAGCUUCACCGGUGGCAACAAUCCGCUAUCCAAAGAUCCCCCGAGGAUCCAAUCAGGUCGUACCUCGCAGUCCUGGAACGCCAAAAAACACCUCGACGAGUUCGCAACCUCAAGAACGUACACCGACGCGAGCCAGACCUGAAGUCGACACGGCAGCUGCGAUUGCAGCCACACAGGGCAUAGCCAACAAACUUUGGAAGACAGAGGUAACACCGGAUGGAAGAACACUGCCCACCCCUGAGUGGACGGCCCGUCGGAGGUCAGAGAGCUGGCAGGAUUGGGCUCAGAACACGCCGGAAGCAUCGAGCGCGGGCACGUUGCAGACACCCCAGAAGCCGUUUGCGUCGGGAGAGGCCCCGAAGAUAACACCCACGAAACGUGGCGACGAAUUGUUCCUCGACCUGAGGUUCUCAAGCUCAACGGUUGGCCGUUGAUUGACCCCUCACAAUAGAGGUAUUUUGAAGUUCGGUAAGCACAGAUUGGUGACGAUCAAGUGGAAUGGGAGGCUCUCAUGCCUUUUUUUUUUUCUUUUUAAUUUGACCUUUUGUAUAAACGUGACGAGCUACGAGGAUACCCGACCAUUCGCUUUUUUCUUCAAUGUACUAUUAACUUGUGGUAAGACGCGAGAGUAUCUUUGCAUAUAUCAGAAUAUACCC
This is a messenger RNA of Verruconis gallopava, 2843 nucleotides long. RefSeq lists its product as hypothetical. The coding region runs from base 165 to 2621 and encodes 818 amino acids. The transcript is spliced from 3 exons. The record is from RefSeq and is a predicted model, not a curated record. NCBI's taxonomy places the organism in Eukaryota, Fungi, Ascomycota, Dothideomycetes, Venturiales, Sympoventuriaceae.